Messenger RNA from Homarus americanus (American lobster), 456 nucleotides. RefSeq lists its product as uncharacterized. The transcript has 2 exons. The record is from RefSeq and is a predicted model, not a curated record. Bases 1 to 456 code for a protein of 151 amino acids. Lineage: Eukaryota; Metazoa; Arthropoda; Malacostraca; Decapoda; Nephropidae.
AUGGCAUAUAGUCCAGACAGAUCAGCUGAUGAAACACAUGACUCCAUAAAACGUCAACAGAGAUCAGCUGAUGAAACACAUGACUCCAUAAAACGUCAACAGAGAUCAGCUGAUGAAACACAUGACUCCAUAAAACGUCAACAGAGAUCAGCUGAUGAAACACAGGACUCCAUAACACGUCAACAGAGAUCAGCUGAUGAAACACAUGACUCCAUAACACGUCAACAGAGAUCAGCUGAUGAAACACAUGACUUCAUAACACGUCAACAGAGAUCAGCUGAUGAAACACAUGACUCCAUAAAACGUCAACAGAGAUCAACUGAUGAAACACAUGACUCCAUAAAACGUCAACAGAGAUCAGCUGAUGAAACACAUGACUCCAUAAAACGUCAACAGAGAUCAGCUGAUGAAACAUAUGACUCCCUAACACGUCAACAAAGAUCAGCUGAUGCUUGA